AUGAGUGUGUCCAAUAAUGAACGACAGGAAAUCAAAGACCCACCUGGAGUUCAGGAAGUAGAGGGGCGGAGCUUAGAGUCCAUGGACAUGUGUUGUGUUGGAGCCGUGGUUCAUGUCAGUCCACUGGGUUCAACAGCUGUCCCAGGUGUGAUCACUGCUGCUGAAGUGCAGACGUACCAGCACAUCCAGGCUGAUGCAGCUGCUCGUUUUGGGAAUGGACUGGAGAGACCACACAUGUCAUACUUUCCAGCUCCUCCUCCACCAUCACCUCCCACAUCUGAAGAUCCAUGGAGGAAGACGGACUGGACGAGGAAACAGAAAGAAGACCUCCAGAGGUUUGUGAGGGACUAUCAGCCUAAGGGUUCUAAGGUGGAACAGCUCAGGGUUCUGAUCUAUGGACCAGUCGGAGCUGGAAAGUCCAGCUUCAUCAACUCUGUCAUAACUGCGAUCCGUGGCCAGAGUUAUAUCAGAGCUGCAGCCAAUGCUGCUGAAACAGCCACAAAGAGCUUCACUGUAAAGUACGAGGCUCAUAAAAUCCAAAGACAAGGAGAAGGUCAUCACCCCAUCGUCUUCUACGACAUCAUGGGGUUGGAGGACGGUGAGAACUUCGGUGUCCGAGCUGAAGACAUUCAACUGGCCAUGAAGGGACAUGUGAAGGAGGGUUACGAGGUACAACCCAACGUUCCAGCUCCUCCUCAGAGUGGAGGUUGUGCUGGUUCUCCAGAGAAAAUCAGAGAACCAUCUUCUAAAGCACAGUUCAACCCUACAUCUACACUGUCAAUGUUCAACGGACACUAUAAAAUCUUUCCAACCCCAAAUGACCAGGUUCAUGUGUUGGUUUGUCUCCUCAAUGUCAACUCACCAAACAUUAGCCCCUCAGUCAUUCAGAAGAUGAAGGCCAUCAGAGAAACAGCCAGAGAUCUGGGGAUUCCACAGAUAGCCAUUGCAGCCCACAUUGAUGAAUGCUGUGACGAAAUCGAGAAGGAUGUGAAGGACGUCUACAAGAGCACACAUCUGAAGAAAAAGAUGACAGAGUUCAGCAACGCUGUGGGAAUCCCCCUGAACUGCAUCUUCCCAGUGAAGAACUACAGCACUGACUCUGAACCAGAUGAUGACAUGGACAUACUCAUCCUCACUGCAGUGAAACAUAUCUUAAACUAUGGAGAUGACUUCCUUCAUAACAUGCAAAAAAUUUUGUAACAGAACUUGGUCCAUUUUAACUGUAAAUGUGUCAGAGUUAGU
This is a messenger RNA of Sphaeramia orbicularis (orbiculate cardinalfish), 1242 nucleotides long. Its product is annotated as interferon-induced protein 44-like. NCBI's taxonomy places the organism in Eukaryota, Metazoa, Chordata, Actinopteri, Kurtiformes, Apogonidae. The record is from RefSeq and is a predicted model, not a curated record. Bases 1 to 1200 code for a protein of 399 amino acids. Gene Ontology annotation, biological process: immune response. The transcript is spliced from 10 exons.